Messenger RNA from Vigna unguiculata (cowpea), 2097 nucleotides. RefSeq lists its product as uncharacterized. NCBI's taxonomy places the organism in Eukaryota, Viridiplantae, Streptophyta, Magnoliopsida, Fabales, Fabaceae. The record is from RefSeq and is a predicted model, not a curated record.
AUGCCACAAGAAGAGGAGGUACAGGAAGAGACGUCAUACCAGGAGGAGUCUCGCGCUCAAACUAACCCCAAUCAGAUUGGUGCUCGAGUAGGAACACCUAGGCGUCACCCCUUCGUGGACGGCAUCAUGACGGUCGACCUCCCCGCGCGUUGGAAGGGGCUUACUAUGAAUCAGUAUGAUGGCACCACAGAUCCGGAGGAGCAUAUAGACAUCUUUACCACUCAGGUGGGACUGUACACAACCGAAGACGCAAUCCUCUAUCGCGUUUUCCCAACAUCGUUGAAGGGUCCGACGCUCCGUUGGUUUACCCGGCUUCCCCCCAACUCUGUUGAUUGUUUUGAUAUGCUGAAAACGCGUUUUAGCAUUCAAUUUGCUAUUCCCAAACCCUAUCACAGUACCUCUUUGGCACUGGUGAAUGUGCGGCAGGAAAAAGAUGAGACAUUGCGCAAUUUCAUGGAGCGAUUCGGGAAACUGUCCCUGAACAUCAAUAAUUUGAAUCCAGAGGUGGCCAUGCAUCAUCUGAUUACAGCCCUACGACCGAGCCCGUUUGUGGACAGCUUGUGCAAAAAACCCGUGGCUAAUCUGGACGAGCUCCGAACGCAAGCUACAAAAUUUAUGCAAAUGGAAGAGUUGAAGGAGUUUCGCAACACCACCCGCGGGGAAAUCCAUGACAGGAAGCAACCCGAGAAUGACAGAGCGGCAACCUCUAGAUCAGGCUCUAGGUUCCGAGAGCAAAGACAACCAAAGUAUCAUAGAUACACCCCGCCGAUAUCCAACAGGGCACGGAUUCUAGAGGAAGCCCUUAAUGCCGACCUUAUAUCCCCUCCUAGAAAGGUCCCAACUCCCCCCCAUGCGGACACCACGAAGCACUGCCGUUACCACCGAAAUUAUGGCCAUACUAUGGAAGAGUGUUUCACACUAAAGGACAAGAUCGAGGAGCUAAUACAAGCUGGGCAUCUCAAGAGGUUUGUAAGACGUGAAGAGGGGGGAUUUUCAUCCAGAAAGGAGGACCGAGAUGGGGGAAACGAGAGGAAAGAGUACAGAGCGCCAGCGUAUGGGGGGCGGCGCGAAUAUAACCUCAGACGAAAGAUCGAUCAUAAGAGGGAUGAGCAACGUGAACCACAGGAAAAGCCAUUAAGGGGAGUUAUCAAUUACAUUGUGGGAGGUUUCGCCGGCGGGGGCUCCACUGCAUCUGCCACAAAAAAGUAUGUCCGUGAAGUUCAGAGUGUGAAUGCAGUUUCCAUAUAUCCGCGUAGGCGUAUGCCGCCUAUCACCUUUCGGGACGACGAUUUUCAGGCUGUUGACCCUCAACAUGAUGAUCCGAUGGUCAUAUCGGUGGAAAUCGAAGACUUCGCCGUCAGAAAGACCCUUGUGGAUCAAGGAAGCUCGGUGGAUAUCCUCUAUUGGAGAACUUUCAAAAAGUUGAAAAUCUCAGAAGCAGACAUUCAACAUUAUUCGGAACCCAUAGUUGGCUUUUUAGGUGAAAGGGUGGACACGAAAGGCUAUAUCGACCUUUUCACUAAAUUUGGAGGAGGAAAGGUGACGAGGACGGUAAAGAUCAGGUACCUCAUUAUCGAUGCACACACAUCAUAUAACAUAUUAUUAGGAAGGCCCUCUCUUAAUACGUUAGGCGCAGUCGUUUCUACAUAUCAUUUGGCAAUGAAGUUUCCUUCCGCAUCUGGAGACAUCAUCACCAUACACGUGGACCAACCCACUGCCCGUAAGUGCUAUGCAGAUAGCUUGAGAGGACGACCCAAGUCACCCCUAAGACACGCAGUGCACAACAUUGAGAGGACAUCGAGGAUUGAGGGCGCAGACUUAGAUCCUCGCUUCAAUGAUGACACACGGGUCGAACCAGCUGAGGCCAUAGAGAGACAUGACUUCGGGAAUGGGCUCAAGUACAGCUACACCGGUAAGGCAUAUGCAGAUGUCGUAGAGCUGAAGCAGACGUUGAACGAACAUGCCGAUUUGUUCGCCUGGAGUGCAGCUGACAUGCUUGGAACCGACCCUCGAAUUGCUUGUCACAGACUGUCUAUUUAUGCAGAAGCAAAACCGGUCGCUCAAAAGAGGCGAAAAAUGGGGGGAGAGAAGAGGUAA